AUGGAUUUUGCUGUUGCUAAACUCUACAUUGAAAAAUAUUUUGACGAGAGUGCUCGUAAUCAAUCAAUGGAAAUAAUUGUGAAUGUUCGCAAUGCAUUUAUCGACAUGGUUCAACAAUCAUCUUGGAUGGAUCCAAUUUCGAAAUCAAAAGCAAUAGAAAAAAUUCCUGGACUCAUGGCUGGAUGUAUGCCUCUUGAUUCCAUGCGUCAAUCUACACUUGAAUGUUUAUAUAAUCAAUCAUGCAUAGAUGCAAUAUCACUUCAACCAAAUAUUUCUCAACCCAAAGCAUUGAAUAUAUCGUUAUCAAAAUUUCCAUUAAAUUUAACAAUUGGUUCACUAUUCGAUGAAUUUUUAUUUGUUGAAACUUGGAAAAAUCAAUCUAGUUUUGAAAAUUAUUUCGCUGCUUGUCAGCCCCAAUCUAUCUCGUAUAAUUAUGAAACUCGAUUUCAUCUUGGAACAAUUAUUACUAUGAGUCUUAAUGCAUUCGGUGGUCUUGUCAUUGUUUGGGAAUUAAUUACACCAGUUCUUAUCCUAAUUUGGCAACGAAUACCAUGGAAAAAACAACAAUACCAACCAACAGCAACAGAAGAACCAACAUGUGUACAACUUGAAAAUGUUAAAACGGCACCAAAAACAAUUAAUAAAGGUGAAUAA
Rotaria sp. Silwood2 is the source of this 654-nucleotide messenger RNA. The record is from the annotation of a GenBank genome assembly. Lineage: Eukaryota; Metazoa; Rotifera; Eurotatoria; Philodinida; Philodinidae.